This is a messenger RNA of Aspergillus pseudonomiae, 1399 nucleotides long. RefSeq lists its product as uncharacterized. The transcript has a single exon. Lineage: Eukaryota; Fungi; Ascomycota; Eurotiomycetes; Eurotiales; Aspergillaceae. Bases 573 to 1145 code for a protein of 190 amino acids. The record is from RefSeq and is a predicted model, not a curated record.
AAGUAAUCGGUGGCUUGACGCAAGACGCUCCUGCCCGAAUGAGUCAUCAUGGUGACGCUAAGCGAAAUAACCCAGCCCCAAAGAGUAAUUAUAAUUGCCCAGCCUCGUAACCAUGCCACUUAAUAGUGUCAAUGGUACUCCUAGCCACAUGAUAGUCUGAUACUUGGCCACGCAGUGUCGCUGGUGCUGUUGAGGCUACAAUAUCCGGGCUAUACCUGUGGUCAGGAGACCACCUCGUAAAACAACAGACAAAGCGAUUGUCUGUCUGGAAAUGGUGACAAAGGCAUGGUUUCAGUAAGACAAAGCUUGAUCAUUCAUGAUAGAGACUGAUAAAGGUUUCAUCAUCAUUAUUCCCGUUGCUUUGUUCAAGUCAAACAGCGCUACAUCAGGUCGAGACAUUCGGUGACGCUCGACUAAAGUCUUUGGAACAAAGGACACCAUGGCGCAGUAGUUAAAUGAGCCAUAUUUCCCACAGUUUCCACAAUAUAUCGCUACAAUUGAGACCAGGUUGAACCACCUCAAUCCAAAUUGUGCAAAAAGACAGAACCCUAAAGCCGAGCUCUUGCGUAGCUAUGGCGUUCUUGAGACUUUUCAAGCGCGAGAAAUUCCACAAUUGCCGCCUACAGUGCAGGCCACAUCCCUUCGCUCGGAACUACUUCAGGAUCGAAAUUGAUAUUCCACGUGAGGAACAGCGUGGCAAGCACAAGAGGGUUUCUCUCGUAUCCGUGAUUUCGGCUUGCGUCAAGCAACUCCGCGACCCCUCAAGUGCUCAGAGGCUUCCGGCUCUGCAUCCAGAGGAAAAGCAUGGGAGGGUCCAUUUCAGGGUGAGGGGUACGACAAUUGACGAGGCCUUUGAGAAUCUGCGGCAAAACUUGGUAGAGGUACAGUAUCACUUCCGGAGUUCUUUUAAAAUUCAUGAGGGAUUCGUUUCAAUGCCGCUCAAGUGUCGCCGUACGAAACACUCGCCAACUAUGUUUGUCAUGAGAUGGUGUGAGGGCGGAAGCAACAGGCUCUCGAUCUGGCCAAUGGCUAUUGAGAUACCGAGUUUAAAAGGUCCCUUGGAUAACGCCUUGGAGAGUAAACGGAUUGAAAAACUUCGGUACUUGAUGGGCAAGGAAAGUAAGGGACAGGGCUACACGGAUUAGUGUUUGCUUUCAGUCUUUCGGAUUGAAACUACGUCCGCUCACGACUUUACUAUUUUUCUCGUUUCUCUCAUUGUUAGUUUCAUGGUGUUUAUCGUUUAUGUAUCAGUACAGCUUGUCAACAUAUUCGAGACUUGCCAUGCCAGACUUAACCUUUCUUAUCUAUAAUGUUGUAAUUGCGACCUUUAACUCCUAAGGCCAUGCCAUGAACGCAAGGCUUUCGAUUCUCACCGUUCCUAAAAAUAUUGCACCUUACU